This is a messenger RNA of Clonostachys rhizophaga, 2223 nucleotides long. The record is from the annotation of a GenBank genome assembly. Lineage: Eukaryota; Fungi; Ascomycota; Sordariomycetes; Hypocreales; Bionectriaceae.
AUGUGGUACCAAAUUCUCGCACAGUUGUUCAUCCUCUCAAGGGCGUCGGCUCUAUUUAUAUUACCCAAGUUGGAAAACCCUGUUGUUGAUUUGACGUAUGCAAAAUAUGAAGGUAUUCGUGACAGAGCCUAUGGCGUUGACAAGUAUCUGGGAAUGAGAUAUGCAGAAGCACCCUUGGGGGAUCUCAGAUUCCGCGCUCCUCAAGACCCAGGACUUGUUGCGGACAUUCAGACCGCCCAGGAAUUUGGUGCAAUUUGUCUAGGAUCAGACCAAACGCCGAGCGACAACAUAAGCGAAGACUGUCUAUUUGUGAAUGUAUUCACGCCAUCCAAUGCGACCUCUAACUCGAAGCUUCCGGUGUGGCUUUAUAUCCAGGGCGGUGGCUACGCGAGCAAUGCAGAUCAUGAUUAUGAUGGAUCGAUGGUGAUUCGAGAAUCUGGCUACAACAUUAUCUUCGUCAAUUUCAAUUACCGAGUUGGUGUAUUAGGUUUCCUCGCAAGUGAACAGAUCAGAGCAGACGGAGAUCUGAAUGUAGGAUUGUUGGAUCAAAGAAAGCUUCUCUGGUGGGUUCAGGAGCACAUUUCCAAGUUUGGCGGCGAUCCUUCACGUGUCGUUAUUCAGGGGACCUCAGCCGGAUCAGGAUCGGUAACCCAUCAUCUUACGGCUUAUGGAGGUCGAGAUGAGGAGCUAUUUGUUGGUGCAGCGCCUCAGUCCAACUUCUGGCCCAGUCAGAGAACUGUUGCAGGAGCGGAAUUCCAAUUCGACCGUUUUGCCAAUGACACUGGCUGCAGUGAAGCUACCGACGUCAUGGCUUGUCUGCGAUCUGCCGACUUGGAGUCAAUAGUAGCGGGAGACACUUCGCAACCAUUACCAGGAGCCCCGACGAAUGAACCCUUUAACCAGUUUUACUGGCUUCCUGUGGUAGAUGGUGAUUUUAUCCGCGGUUCACUCUACGACCAAUUUGAACGGGGUCAGUUCGUCAAAGUCCCAGUGCUCGUGGCCAAUACCAACGAUGAAGCUUCAGUAUUUGUCACCAACCCUGCAACACCUGAUGAAAUGGCCCUUUUCUUCCGGAACUACUUCCCCAGACUUACAGAGAGCGAAGUAAAGCAAAUUCUGCAGACGUAUCCCCUCCAAGACCCAUUACCUCAGCAUGAGGCGUGGUACCCAUCUCUCUCAGCGGCAUAUGGCGACUCUAUCUUUCUCUGUCCCGGUUAUGAGGUCGCCAAGGCCGCUGCCAGGCACUUCCACUCAGACAAAGUGUGGAACUAUAGAUUCAACAUGCAGGAUCCUUCCAACAUCCAGGCUGGCUUGGGUACUAUCCAUGCAGUCGAUACUGAUGCGAUCCUCGGGCCCGGGUUCGCUGGAGGCUACGCGGGAUCAUACCUUAACAUCAACGCACCCAUUAUCCCCAUCACCAUGCACUAUUACAUCAGCUUUGUUCGAUCGGCUGACCCAAACAAGUACAAACAUGAGACAGCUCCAGUGUGGGAAUCGUGGGGCAAUGGAGGAGCCCAGGGACGACGGCUCAAGUUAGAGACAAACUCUACAUUUAUGGAGAAUAUUCCAUCACUGCAGAUCGACAGAUCCUACGCCCUGCUCACCCUCCUUGGCACCUCGGCAUACGCCGCGCCCCUUGUGGAAAGAACCUCAGUCUGGAAUGGAAACAAUGGUAUUCCAAACGGGUCGAAGAAUCUCCUUGACUACCUCGUUGGGCUAGGAGAUUAUAUCCAGAAAAUCAACAAAGCUCUCCCUGUCAGUGUUGAUGUGGACCUUCCUAUUCUCCCUGGCAAGCGUGAUAAUUCUGAGGACUGGAUAAGCUCCGAGGAUGACAUCGCCAACUACAUCGAUCGCCUUCAAGAAUAUAUUGACAAGAUCAUAGCAUCUCUCCCAGAUGGUGGGACCAAGUUGGGUCUUAGUGAACUCGGGCUAUCCAAACGCACCUGGGGCAAUGGACAUCAUCGUGGUUGGGGCAACUGGAACAAGAAUGAGAAUUCCAACGGAGGGAAUGGUCAGGGUGACAACAAUCAAGGCGGGAAUGGUCAAGGCCAGAACAAUAAUGGUCAAAACCCCAACCCCUGGCGGAAUUUCAACUGGGAUAAUGUUGAUCUCAGUAUCCUCAACGGCAAUUUCCGUGAUCUUCUCAAGAAAAUCGGUAUCAACGUCAAUGUUCCAGGAAACGGCGGUCUCUCUCUCGACCUCGGCGGCCUUUCCAUUGAGUAA